Messenger RNA from Acinonyx jubatus (cheetah), 1910 nucleotides. Its product is annotated as olfactory receptor 4B1-like. Gene Ontology annotation, biological process: G protein-coupled receptor signaling pathway. The coding region runs from base 71 to 1000 and encodes 309 amino acids. The record is from RefSeq and is a predicted model, not a curated record. The transcript has a single exon. NCBI's taxonomy places the organism in Eukaryota, Metazoa, Chordata, Mammalia, Carnivora, Felidae. Gene Ontology annotation, molecular function: olfactory receptor activity; G protein-coupled receptor activity. Gene Ontology annotation, cellular component: membrane.
UGAUUGCAAUCAGUGUCUGUUUUAUUGCAGGUCUCUCAUUACCUGUGCCCAGAACACCUGAUUAGAUUCCAUGGCGAGUACAAAUAACGUGACCGAGUUAAUUAUCGUCGGUCUUUUCCAGGAUCCAGAAGUGCAGAGGGCAUGCUUUGUGAUGUUUCUUCCUGUGUACCUGGCAACAGUGGUGGGCAAUGGUCUCAUUGUUCUGACAGUCAAUGUCAGUAAGAGUCUGCGUUCCCCCAUGUACUUCUUCCUUAGCUACUUGUCCCUGGUGGAGAUCACUUACUCCUCCACUGUUGUCCCUAAAUUCAUCACAGACUUACUUGCCAAGAUUAAAACCAUCUCCCUGGAGGGCUGUGUGGCUCAGAUAUUCUUCUUCCACUUCUUUGGAGUUACUGAGAUCUUCCUGCUGACGGUAAUGGCCUAUGACCGCUUUGUGGCCAUUUGCAAACCUCUUCGCUACACCACCAUCAUGAGCCAGUUUGUGUGUCGCCUUCUGGUGGCUGUUUCCUGGCUCGGGGGCAUAAUUCACUCCAUGGUCCAGAUCCUUGUUACUGUUCAGCUGCCGUUCUGUGGUCCCAAUGUGAUUGACCACUACUUCUGUGACCUCCAUCCGUUAUUCAAGCUUGCCUGCACUGACACUUCUGUGGAGGGGGUUAUUGUGUUGGCCAACAGUGGAUUAAUCUCCGUCUUCUCCUUCCUCCUCCUGGUGUCCUCCUAUAUGGUCAUCCUGUACAACCUGAGGAACCAUUCUGCAGAGGGGAGGCGCAAAGCCCUCUCCACCUGUGCCUCUCACAUCACAGUGGUCCUCUUGUUCUUUGGACCUGCCAUCUUCCUCUACAUGCGACCCUCCUCCACCUUCACUGAGGACAAACUGGUGGCCGUGUUCUACACAGUUGUCACCCCCAUGCUGAACCCCAUCAUCUACACACUCAGAAAUGCAGAGGUGAAAAAUGCCAUGAGGAAGCUGUGGGAGAAGAAAGUGAACUCAGAAGUGGGAUAAAAAUGAAAAAAAAUUCUUAAGAACAGGACUAUAUAUGCAUAUUCUGUUUUUGGUCAAAUGUAAAUAAUAGAACAAAAGUUAACUUAUUCAUAUAUAUUUUUUUGUGGUAGAUAAAUGAGCCCCUUAUACUCCAUGUUAUCAGUUGUAGCUCUUUCAUUGCUAUCUGUAUUUCGGAGAAUUUUCAAAUUGAGUUGAAUCUCCUCUCCUGUUGUCCAUAGUGCAAAGUGCACAGAUUUCAGGAGGGAUCAUCUAGACUGGAAUUUCCAUCUGGAUUUCCCACCCUAUCAUCAUCUGCCUGUACAGCCUUGGGUCCAUGCAUUUUGCCUUUUGGUGUUAGCAUAUGGUGUGUGGAAAGUCUGUGGACUUGGAGAAUGAAGUUUAUGUUUUGCUUUCCUACUGAUGUGGUCUUGUGGGAGUCACAGGAAAGCAUUUUUACUUCAUUUGGUGUCCCUACCCCAUUAAUUUAAUUCCAAUGCCUAGAAUUCCAUAAUAGGAGCUUUAUUUCAUGACAGUAGGGCAUUGCUAGAAUGGCAGUAUCUCUUGGAGGUGAACUAAAUAUAAGCAUUUUAUAUUUGUCAUAUCUUCUUGAUGGAUUGAUUCCUUUAUCCCUAUACAAUCUUUUGUCCUUUGUUACCAUUUUUGGAUUAAAAUCUAUUCUGUCUGAUAUAAGUAUAGCUACCCCUGCUUUCUUUUGUUUUGGAAUUUCUUUUCUGUUGAUUUACUUUGAGCCCAUAUUUGCCCCUAAAUCCGAAAUGUGUCUCCUGUAGGCAUAGUUGGGUCUUCUUUUUUCUUAUUCCAAUCAGUCACUAUGUCCUUUUUGAUUGAAUUUAAUCCAUUAACAUUUAGAAUGAAUUAUUUAUAUAAUUUAUAGUUUAUCUUGUUAAUUGCUUUCGGUCUGUUUUGAAUUUCC